AUGGCUUCUCCUAGUCAAGAAAACAAUAACAAACUUCUCAUUCGAGUGAGCGAAUUGUUCAAGUCGUUGCAGAAGAAGUUAUAUAGUAAGGUAGGUAACAUUGUAGAGAAAGCAAAGGAAGUGGCCAAAGAUGAUCCAAGAAGGAUUAUCCAUUCCUUAAAAGUAGGACUAGCUCUCACUCUUGUUUCAUUGUUCUACUACUUUAAACCUCUUUAUGAUGGAUUCGGUGUCAAUGCAAUGUGGGCUGUUCUUACUGUUGUGGUUGUCUUCGAAUUUUCAGUUGGAGCAACACUUGGAAAAGGUAUAAACAGGAUGUUAGCAACAUUGACUGGUGGCUUUCUGGCAGUUGGAGCUCAUCGCAUAGCAACUCUUUCUGGGAGGACAGGAGAGCCCAUAUUCAUUGCAAUAUUUGUCUUUGUAAUAGCUUCAACAGUGACUUUCAUGAGAUUUUUUCCUAGCUUAAAGACGAGGUGCGAUUAUGGGUUGAGUAUCUUCAUACUUACAUUCUCUUUGAUAUCUGUAUCUGGCUAUCGAGAUAAUGAAGUGUUACACAUGGCCCAUCAAAGGGUAUCAACCAUAAUCAUUGGUACUUGUACUGCCAUUAUUGUGUGCAUUAGUAUUUGCCCAGUUUGGGUUGGAGAGGAACUUCACAACCUUGUCUCUAGCAACAUGGAAAAGCUUGGCAACUUUUUAGAAGCAUUCGGAUGUGAAUACUUUCAACUGUUUGAAUGUGGGAAGUCUGACCAUGAUAACUCAUUCCUUCAUGGAUACAAAAGCGUUCUCGAUUCAAAAAAUAGUGAAGAAACCAUGGCUAAUUUAGCAAGAUGGGAACCUGGUCAUGGUGGGUUCAAGUUUGGUCACCCUUGGAAACAAUACUUGAAAAUCGGAACUCUUACUCGACAAUGUGCCUACAAAAUCGAAUCUCUUCAGUGCCAACUUAAGUACUCUAAGAUCCAAACCUCUUUAGGACUCCAAAGAAAAAUUCAAGAGACAUGCGUAAAGGUUAGCACAGAAUCAGGCAAAGCUUUGAAGGAGUUAGCAUUAACAACAAAAAAUAUGACUCAAUCAAAGUCAUCCAAUGCCAAUAUUGCCAAUUUAAUAAAGGCUGUUGAGAACCUAAAAACUCUACUCAGAAUUAGCCGGUGGGAAGAAGCUAUUCCCUUAGAGAUAAUACCAUUGGCUACAAUUGCUUCAAUUCUAAUGGAAGUGGUUAAAUGUAUUGAGAACAUUUCAGAAGUUGUCCAUGAAUUAGCUUUCACGGCACAUUUCAAGUGUGUGGAUGCAACAGUAUCACCAGAACAAUCGUGUUUGUUUAACCAAGGAACAAUUCAGCCUAUUGCCACAAUGAAUAUAGAAAAGCACGAAGAUAUAGCACUUGCGGAAUAA
Molecule: messenger RNA, 1386 nt
Organism: Pistacia vera
Lineage: Eukaryota; Viridiplantae; Streptophyta; Magnoliopsida; Sapindales; Anacardiaceae
Product: aluminum-activated malate transporter 2-like
Exons: 6
Coding region: 1-1386 (461 amino acids)
Biological process (GO): malate transport
Cellular component (GO): plant-type vacuole membrane
Source: RefSeq, a predicted model, not a curated record